AUAGUUAUUAGUCUUCCACUCGUUAUUUAUUUUCCUUUCAUCUCUUUGCUGUUGUAACACUGUUAAUUCGUUAAUUAUAUUUUCUUCUAUUUUUCCACAGGGAAUUUGAGUUCAUUAACUCAAUUAUAUUAUUUUUUCACACUUUAUCUAUAAAGAAAAUUUUUCUACUAUACAUUUAAUAUGAUACUUCGUUAUACUUAUACAUUAUAUUCAUUUUAUCCUUAUUUUCCUUACGCCUACGCCUGGCAACAUGGCAUAUCACAUGGUUGAACUUCGACAGAGUCGUCAACUAGUCAAUUUAUAAUAAUGGCUGCGCCAGUGAAAAAACGCGAUGUUCAACGAAAUUUUGAAGAUAGAAGUAGCGACGAUGAUGAUCACAAUUCAUCAAAUAGUGAGGAUAACGAGAAGGAAUCAUUGGAAGAACAAGGAAUGGAAAUUCAAGUAGAUUUUGAAGGAAGAAAUCCAUUGGAUCCAGAUUAUCAUGGCAUUAAGACCUUAUUACAACAACUUUUUUUAAAAGCUCAUAUUGAUUUAGGAGGUCUCACAGAUUUAAUUAUUUCUCAAAAUUAUGUAGGUUCAGUUGUUAAACAAUCGGAAGAUUUAAAUGAGUCAGAUGAUGAAGACAAUGAUAUCAAUGAUGUCUUUGGUAUUACUACAGUAAUUAAUUUAUCUAGUGGACAAAAUUAUCCUUGUAUACAACAACUUAGGGAUUUACUGAGACAAUUGGCAAAUGAACAUGCAACUGAUGCAGCAAAUACUAUGAUAAAAGAUGUUCUUGAAAAUGAUUCAGAAGCAUUAGGUUUAUUAAUUAAUGAAAGAUUUGUCAAUAUUCCAGCACAAAUAUCUGUGCCACUUUUAGAAAAUUUAAUCUCCGAGAUAAAAAGAGCAAAUAAUAAGAAAAUGCCAUUUAAUUUUUCAUAUUACAUAUUGAUAUGCAAACUCUACAAGACAGAAGACAAAAAGUUAGAAAAAAAAUUGAAACAUAAAAAGAAAGAUAAUACCGAAGAACCAGCUAUUCUAUGGAGCAAUCCAGAAGAAGAAAUUUUUGCAGAAGAAGCAACAAUAAGUUUUGAAUUUUCUGUUGAAAAAGAGUCAGAUAGUGGUUUGUCUGGAACAUGGACUGAAACUGAUGAUGAAAUGAUACCUUAUAGAAAAGUUCUUCUGUUUGAAGCUACCAAAUUGCAACCAAUUAUUGACAAAAUAAAAAAUCAUAUUUCUUAAUCAAUCUAAAAGACUAACAUUAAUUCAUAUUCCUAAAAAAAUCCUUCCUUUGAUGUAUUAAAGGAAGGUAUACGCUUUUCAAAGAUAAUUUCUUUGACGAUCUAUUGUAUAAUGAACUAUUGUAUCAUACAGUAUAUGUAAUCAGCUUUUUAUAUAUAAUACACCUUUUCAUACUGCUUACUGCAA
Messenger RNA from Apis florea (little honeybee), 1407 nucleotides. Its product is annotated as protein BCCIP homolog. Gene Ontology annotation, cellular component: nucleus. The record is from RefSeq and is a predicted model, not a curated record. Lineage: Eukaryota; Metazoa; Arthropoda; Insecta; Hymenoptera; Apidae.